AUGGCUUCCUCCGAUCUUGCCGCCACUUACGCCGCCCUCAUCCUCGCCGACGAGGGCCUCGAGAUCACCCACGCAGCAGCAGCAGCAGCAGCAGCAGCAACGGAAGCGGCAGAAGUAGUAAAGGCGCAGAUGGACAUUCGGGACAGCAUAGAUGGGAUGGACCUUUCUGCAGUGUUCAUGGCAACAUCGACAAUCGCAGCAGGAUUGGAGAUGGGAUCGGGAGAUCAACAAGUCGCAGUCGCUCAAGGAAGGAUGUCCGAGAAGAUCGUCCAGCUGACCACCGCUGCCGGUGCGCCCGUUGAGCCCAUCUGGGCCACUCUCAUGGCCAAGGCGCUCGAGGGCAAGGACGUCAAGGAGCUGCUCACCAACGUCGGUGCCGGCGGUGCCUCGGUCGCCGUCGCUGCCCCCGCCGGUGGUGCCGCCGCUGCCGGUGGUGCCGCCGAGGAGGCCAAGGAGGACAAGAAGGAGGAGGAGAAGGAGGAGUCCGACGACGACAUGGGCUUCGGUCUCUUUGACUAA
Molecule: messenger RNA, 519 nt
Organism: Moesziomyces antarcticus
Lineage: Eukaryota; Fungi; Basidiomycota; Ustilaginomycetes; Ustilaginales; Ustilaginaceae
Product: 60S acidic ribosomal protein P1
Exons: 4
Coding region: 1-519 (172 amino acids)
Biological process (GO): cytoplasmic translation; translational elongation
Cellular component (GO): ribosome; cytosolic large ribosomal subunit
Molecular function (GO): protein kinase activator activity; structural constituent of ribosome; ribonucleoprotein complex binding
Source: RefSeq, a predicted model, not a curated record